CCAUUCUUACGUCCUACUUUCAACGGUCGCUCUCGAUAUAUAUACUUGGAUCCGUCGCUCGCUUUAGCCAGCUCCUCACUCGCAUUUUAACUAGAAGUAAAGUUCAAAGUGGAUAAGUACCGGCGAGAUUGUAGGGGGACACUCUUCGCGAUUGUUGUUUUUUUGUACUAUAACGUCAUCGGCGAUCGGCGUUCUUCGUUCUUGGGAGUUGGCUGCGGCACCGCGAGUGCGCGUGUGAUUUAUUCCAACGGUGCACGAGCUCGCGAGACCGCCAGCGAAAGUCUCCCGCGGUUUGUGUCUUUCGCAGUCGCUCACCGACGACACGCCAAAAUGGACGAGGAAAAGAUGUGGAAGGAUUUUUACUACAAAAUCGUGGAGCAACACGAGAGCAGGCAGCAGAACGACGAAGAGCAGCGUGGCCACGAGGCCAGCCUCUUCAGUGUCUGGACUAACAAUAAUCCGAAUAAAAAACCUAAGUCUUUCUGGAUUCAGGAGGAGGAUGGUGGUUUCUUCGAGAAGCUGGGCACUCGUCUGGCGGAGAAGGCGCAAGCCCAGCAGCUCGAGGAAACUUUGCCGGAGGGGGAUGGGGACGGAGCGGAGGAGUGCGGCCCCUUAGCCCCGGAGAACUUCUGCGCGGCCGAGAAGAGGGAAGCGCUUUACGCGGCAAAGGAGAGCAAUUUGCAGCGCCAGACAAGCUUUGCCGUCGAGCCGACGGCUAGCAGCGCCGCUACUACCACCGACAGCGAGUCAGAGGAGCAUGAGACCGCCUACGACAUCGUCGCUCAGUCCAUGGGACUCAACAUCGAAGAACUCUACACUGCCCUUUUGUACAUAACUCAGCACCAGGUUGGAUUCGACGUAGCCGACGAAAUAGAUCAGAAUGCCAUUUUUGAUUAUUUACAAAAAGCAUUUAAUAUUGACGAUGAGACUCAUGAGAGAGUUUUGCAGGAGACGCGUCAGAUGGAGACGCCCGAGAUGCACUUAAAUAUAGCGGUUGCCGAGGCGAAAGAGCUGGUUUCCAAGGAUUGCAAUGGGAAAAGCGACCCAUUUUGCGUACUAUAUCUGGAAUCGUUGCCGACACGCAGAUACACCACGGCCGUCAAGACCGAGACCUUGACACCUGUCUGGCAAGAGCAUUUCGAAAUGCCUCUUGACAAUCCCGAAGACGACUUGUUAAACGUGGAAGUGUGGGAUUUCGAUGCGGCGGAAACGGUACCCGAGAAAAUGAACAAAGUCAAGAGCAUCAAAGGUGUGCGUGGUUUCGUCAAAUUAGCCAAAGAAAUCGCGAUUACCGCCACAAGUGGUAAUCACAACAAUGAGUUCAUCGGCAGCGUUCAAAUACCCCUUAAGGACAUUCCAGUGACAGGCCACGUAGCAUGGUACACCCUCGAGAAGAAGAACAAAUCCAAGCGUCGCGGACUGAUCAGACUAAAAUUAGCCUUCAACUCCGAGCACAACACGCAAGUAGCCUUCCAAGAGCAUCGCCAUCUACUCCGAAUGCUCCUGCUCAACGAGCUGGAGAGCCAGAAAGUCGACAAGUACUCGUGGAACGGCAAAUUCCCAGCAGCCGGCGAGGUUAUAGUGCUUCAACACGGAGUACAGCGCGGUUUGCACAAUCAUCGGGUCGGCCUGGCACGCUGGAUCGAGUUCGCCACAAUUCAUCAGGAACAUCCGCUGAAUUUCGCGCUGUUCCUGCAGUUGGCGGACGACCUUGCGGGCCCAACGAAGUCAGCUGAUUUCGGAGACCAAGAGAUCAGGCUGUUCUGGGAUGCGGCGAGGAAAGUCUUGCACUCGGGACUGAAUUUGCUGAGAAAGAUUCGGAGGCUAGCCAUCGACAAGGAGAAUGCUAUGAGACAGCUUGUCGCUAUUCUUAGAAUGAUUUCGACGCUGGACGGCAUGCCGGCGCCGGAGAGUAUGAAUUUAUUCCCGCUGAAAAUGUAUUCAUGGUUUCCACCGGAAAUUUUGGAAGAGGACCGAGUGAGCAUCCCCGAGGCCCUGGAGUACGCAGUGAUUCGCGGCGGCGCCGAGUGGUUCGACUAUAUCGUAGCGAACAACAAUCUCGAGGACGAUAGCGACGAGGAAGCGCUGAAAUAUCACAUCAAGGUCAUCCAAAUGAUUCGGCUGGACCUACAACGCGCCAUGGACAUCUACGAGAAAUUAUUCAUCAAGACGUUAAACUUCCAGUACUCGAAGAGCCUGUACAUAAUGUACGAGAAGCGAGUCAGCGACCUGUGCCACGUGAUAGUGGAGGACAUCUGCGGAAGAUUGAAGAGGAUCGAGGUCGAGACUUCCGAGGACCCAGAGCUCAGUCUUGGCACAACGCUGUUCGAGCUCUAUCUCGCUAUUCAACGUUUCGCCGCUGUCGGACAGAACCUGUGCACUCCCGACGAGGUGGAUGGAAUGAAGAUACAACAGUAUUACAAUUGGUUCGCCGUCGGCGUAUCUCACUGGCUUGAGAUUGCAGUUUACAAGGCGUUGAAGCGAAUUGACAGGGCCGUCGAGUUUGAUAAUUUGCAGCCUGUCGAUGCCAGUGUACAAUAUAGCUCCAGUGCCGUCGACACUCUGACUAUCUUUUACCAAAUCAAGGUCUUCUGGACGCAGCUCGCUUGGCCCGACGUGGAAGGGGCUUACGCUUUUAUAGCCAAGAUCGUCGAUGAUAUCUGCAAAUGCCUAAACGCCUAUGUGGACAAGAUGUCACAAAGGGCAGAAGAAAUCCAAGCAAAGCAAGAGACCGAAAUAAAAGACACAAUAUGUGGCACAGUCAAGCAGUUCGACGUAUCAACGGCAUGGUGUUACGCGAUUAACAACAUCGACUACGUGCGCACAUCGAUCGAGCCUCUCGCCAGAGAUCUCGGCCUCGAUGCCGUGAUCGAAGCCUUGGCCGAGAGCAAAAGCCAACAGGACGCUGAUCGUUGCAAGCAAACACUCCAACUUAUCAUCGACAAUGAGAAAGAUACAGUGAAAAACAAAAUUAUCGUCAUGCUUGAGACUGUCGCUAAAUUAAUGGCACCUGCUAUGGCUAGAUAUUUGAUGGAAGGCGCCGAAUUAUCGGAAAUAUCGAGUAACUCGCUCGACCGUCUGAUGGAGUAUCUGGACUCGAAUCUCAUAACGUUACACAAUAAUCUGAACGACGACAACUUCCAGCGCAUCCUGAUGGUCAUUUGGGAGAUAAUGGCCGAGAUCUUGUCUCAAUUAGUGCAAGACAACUUGGAGCGCAAACGAGCCCCGACAUUCUACGCGAAUCUGCACAAGACGCUGCACACCCUCAUCCAAUUUUUCAAUCUCGGCGCGGACGAGCUGGCGAACGUAAAAGUUCUGGAGAAAAUUGAGAAAGUGUUGAAACUCUAUGGCCUGGAGACGCCUCAACUCAUACACAGCUACUACAUGGAUCGGCUCAAGGAACAAAAUGCCAUGGAUCAGGAGCCAUUUGGAUCGUUGACCGUCAAGGCUUACUUUUACGCCGAUUUGCUCAAUGUGCUGGUUAUGAACGGACGAAAUCUCAAAGCAGCCGACAGCAACGGUAAAAAAAAAAGAAAGUGCGACUCGUACGUGAAGGUCCGGCUGUUUCCCGAAGAUGUGUUUGUCGGCACCAAGGUCUUCAAGACUAACGUGCAGAAGGAGACUACGUUUCCCCUUUACGAGGAAAGUUUUAGCAUUCCAUUGACUCCGGAGCAGAGGAAACUCGAGAACGCAAUCAUGAUGUUCGAGGUGAAGGACAAGGACUUUCUCAGGACGAGAUUCAUGGCCGAGUGCUUUUUGCCGUUCAGCGAAAUCGGGGUGCGCGAUUCGCACGACGGAUUUAAGGAUCUCGAGCAGAUUCACCUGAAACUUUCACGACCCACAUCCAGCAGCUCCGAGGUGAUAAACGUACUGUCCCGAAGGAAAGGAGAUAACAUGGCUUCCAACUUUGUGACCAGAGUUCAGUCUAAACUCAAUUCUUGCUGCUGAACAAUGAUUUUUUCCUUUUAAUACUCAGAUGACUAUGUGUCGUCUAAUUUUAAUUUUAUACGUUUCGUUGAUGCUUUCCUUUUUUACUUAACUAUUAGGAUUUUUUAUAGGAUUGGCAAUACAUUUAAAAAUCAGUGACUUUUGCAAAAUUAUAACACACUCCUGUGAUAUAUUAAGAAAUGUGGCAGCAAGCGAUCAUCUUUGAAUAUUCUCGUCUGUUUAUUAU
Molecule: messenger RNA, 4174 nt
Organism: Phymastichus coffea
Lineage: Eukaryota; Metazoa; Arthropoda; Insecta; Hymenoptera; Eulophidae
Gene: stac
Product: protein unc-13 homolog 4B-like
Exons: 18
Coding region: 331-3948 (1205 amino acids)
Source: RefSeq, a predicted model, not a curated record